This is a messenger RNA of Mycena citricolor, 2393 nucleotides long. NCBI's taxonomy places the organism in Eukaryota, Fungi, Basidiomycota, Agaricomycetes, Agaricales, Mycenaceae. The record is from the annotation of a GenBank genome assembly.
GCUGCACUCAUCUGUAGGCUUCGUUGACGUGUUGCAUGCCCCCGUCAACACGUAACAAGAUAACGCAGAACGACAAACCUUCUGAUACUAUCAAACCGUUUCAUGAGCUCAGUCGCUCCGAGCGCGAAGAACAAAUCCAGGUUGCACUACACCGGCUUCAAAACUUCCAGCGUCUAGGGGAGCGUGCCGUAGUUUCCCAAGUUGCUAGAGAUAUGGGGGUCCCAGGCUCCACUCUUCACGCUCGAUGGAAGAACAUUCACGGAUCAAAAGCCGAAGCCUCUGCAGCUCAACAAUACCUCCCUCCUUCCCUUGAGGCCGUUCUUGUUCAGUGGAUCAAAUAUCUCGGAUCUGUUGGUGUGCCGCUGUCCAAGAAAUCGAUUCGAAUUCGGGCUGCACAUCUCCGAGCCGAUAAGAAGAAGCCCAGCCGCAAUUGGAUCCCACGGUUCCUCAAACGUCACUCGGACAUUGUGCUUGCCACGGCAUCGGGUCUUGAUCCUAGACGUGCUCAGGCCUUCAACCAACCUGUUGUCGAUCGCUACUUCGAUGUCCUUGCAGGCACACUGGACGAGCAUGAAAUUCCAGUCGAGAAUAUCUAUAACAUGGAUGAGAAGGGCUGCCAACGAGGCGGUGGGAAGAAGUCGGCCCGGGUCAAAUACUUCUAUUCCCGUCGACAGCGUGCAAAAUAUCGCCACCGAAGCGCAAAUCUCGAGCUCAUCACCAUUCUAGAAGCUGUGUGCGCUGAUGGAUCAACACUGAAACCUGGUUUUGUUUUUCCUGGGGUCGAGCACUGUCCUGAAUGGUUCAACGAGAAUCAAAAUAUACACGUUUCGAUGUCACCUAAUGGAUGGACAGAUAAUGAGAUCUUCAUUGAAUGGCUGCGGGACUGUUUCAUACCACAAGCCAAAGAUCAUGCAAAAGAAUGCGGCACGCAAAACAAGUCAAUCCUUCUCAUUCUUGAUGGCCACGGCUCCCACGAGACAUAUGAAGCCAUCGACAUUGCAAUCGAGCACAAUGUCAUUAUAUUAUGCUUGCCACCGCAUACAACUCACAAACUGCAGCCACUUGAUGUUGGCGUUUUUGGCCCGUUCUCACGAGCAUGGAUCGAACACUGUGACACCAUCCUAGACCUCACACAGCAGGAGAUGCGCAAAGAAGACUUCAUCAAAGAAUAUAUGCAUGUGCGUGCCGAAACAUUCAAGAAGACGACAAUUAUCUCUUCCUUCAAAAAGAGCGGCAUGUAUCCUGUCAAUCGUGAUGCAUUUACUGCAGAAGACUAUGCCACCAGCAUCCCAUUCUCCACUGCUGCGCCUGAUAUUCCAGACUUACCAGAUUUCCCUGAAUAUAGACGGCUGUGCUCACAAUCGUCAGAUCUGCAGCUCUCUACAUCUCGUCCCGACCUUGCCUUGGAGCCGGAACUAGAUCUCAGACCAGCAGUGCAACCACCUUGUGACGAGUCGGAUGGCAGCAGCGAAUCGGACACAGAUCCUAAUGACAAUGAUGUUAGUUGCGAGCAGCCUUACACACCCCGUCCAAAUCCUCUGGCUCGGCGCAGUGGUGUGCCACCAUUGCCACAACCCUAUGUCUCGCAUACCUCGAAUUCGACCGCUGUCCAUCCAUCUGGAUUCUAUCAUGACCCGGUGCUGUUUGGCCGGAUACAACGCCUCGAGGGUGAGGUUCAAGCUCUUCAUGGCCACAUGGUGCUGCUCGAGGAUGAAUUGCGCGAUACAAAGAGGAAGCUUUUGGCACGCACCAAUGAACCAAGCAAGAAACGAAAGCUCAAUGUGGAAGCACGGUGCUUAACAUCGGCAGAGGGAAAGCGGUUGGCCAAGGAGGCAGAUGACGAGAGGCAAGCUAAGGAGCGGGCACUGGAAGAAAAAGAAAGGCGGCAGAAAGAGAAAGAGCUUGAAAUGGUGAAGCGGCGGCAAGAACGCGCUCCAGAUGCGCCGUUUUUUGGAUCACUUGCGGGAAAGAACAAAGAAGAGUUAAUGGAUCUUGCAUUCGACCUCCGCCUCAACGAAAAAGGAACAAAAGCGGCCCUGGUUUCACGCAUCGAGCAGCACUUCAACGAGAAUCCAUCCAAGAAGAGUUUAGAGAAGUAUGGAGGGUUGUUUGGUGCAAAGCGUGCACGGCAACGUGGCACAGUUUUGGGGACAAAUAUUCCGCUCGCCGCUGCUCUGCCUUCAGCCCCUACACCGGCUCUUCCUCCCUUGAAUGGCUCCCAGAUUCCAACGAUCGCUUCGUUCACACCUCCAUUCCAAUUCGAUCACUCUUAUCCUCAUCCCCCGACACAGUUACAGCCCAGUCACGCACACUUUUACUCUGCAUCUCAUCCCCAAAUGAUAUACGGACAGCCGGAUCCCUUACAUACAUACUCAUCAUCCGUUAAUCCCUAA